UAUCCUGUAUUAAGAGACACUAAAUACAGAAUCUCUGAAUGUAUUCAAUUAACAUCAAGUCCCAGGGACCAUGGCGCAGAAUCUGUACUGUCCACGAGUGCGGAUGGGAAACUGGAACGAGGACAUCUACUUGGAGGAGGAAUACAUGAAAGACUUUUUAGACAAGAGAGAGAAGGGGGAACUUCUCAUUCAGAGAAACAGAAGACUGAAAAAGAAUCUUUUGAGACCGAUGCAGCUUUCCAUAUCUGAAGAUGGAUAUAUUCAUUAUGGAGACAAAGUGAUGCUUUUAAAUCCCAACUAUCCUGAGAAGGAAGAAGCUGGUUUGUUUCAGUGUGGGGACCUGAGCCUUUGCAUGACUCCAGAUGAAAUUUCAACUCACUUGUAUGAUGAAUUAGAGGUGCCCUGUGGCCUAAGUGCAACUACAACCAGGAUCCCAGUUGGCAGAAACACUUUUACCAUUUUGAGUGCAGGUAAAGAUGCCACUGGUCAAGUCCUUAGAUAUGGACAGGACUUUUACCUUGGAAUAACAGGAGGAUUUGAAAACAAAAUGUUAUAUUUAUCCAGUGACCACAGGACCCUUCUGAAGUCAUCUAAGAAAUCUUGGCUCCAGGAGGUAUACCUGACAGAUGAGGUCUCCCACCUGAACUGCUGGCAGGCUUCUUUCCUCGAUCCGCAGCUGCGCCUGGAGUUUGAAGGCUUCCCCAUCCAGGCAAAUGAAAAAAUUGUCAUCUAUCACCAUUACACGAAUCGGGCACUGGCAGUCCACCGCAAUCUUUUCUUAAGGACCUAUUUUGGAAAAGAAGUUGAAGUUGCAGCUCACACACAUCUGGAUUCACACAAAGUUGAAAAACCAAAGAACCAUUGGAUUUUGGUCACUGGGAAUCCCAGGAAUGACUUUUCCACCAUGCUGGACCUGCCCAAACCACCAGCAAAGGACACCCAAGCCAUGGAGCAGGCCAUGGGCCUUGAUACCCAGUGACAUAUCAGGCAUACACCUGCUCUCUUGGACCCUGUGCUUAUCCAGUGUAGCUUUAAGGCAAUCUUUGUCAUGCCUCAAACUGAUUUUAGAAACAGAACUCUCUGAAUACUAUAUUAAAAUAAAGACUAUGUUAGGAUUAUUGAAUUAGUGGUAAGGGUCUAGGACAUUUAAAAACUAGCUCUGAAAAAUGAGUGGCAUUUGGAUAUGACAAGUGCUAGUCCUUUGUUGAUAACCAAAUUCUGAAAAACCCAGCAUCCCUGA
This is a messenger RNA of Marmota flaviventris (yellow-bellied marmot), 1240 nucleotides long. The record is from RefSeq and is a predicted model, not a curated record. Lineage: Eukaryota; Metazoa; Chordata; Mammalia; Rodentia; Sciuridae.